Molecule: messenger RNA, 312 nt
Organism: Vigna radiata var. radiata (mung bean)
Lineage: Eukaryota; Viridiplantae; Streptophyta; Magnoliopsida; Fabales; Fabaceae
Exons: 1
Coding region: 1-312 (103 amino acids)
Source: RefSeq, a predicted model, not a curated record
AUGCUGCACUGCAAAGAUGCUGCAACUCCCAUGGCAACAAAUUGUUAUUUGGAUCUUGAUGAGGCUGGGAAAAAUGUUGAUCAAAAAUUGUAUCGAGGUAUGAUUGGAUCACUUCUUUAUCUUACUACUAGUAGGCCUGACAUAAUGCACAGUGUCUGUCUCUGUGUUAGAUUUCAAUCUGCACCUAAAGAAUCACAUCUUAUAGCUGUUAAAAGAAUUUUAAAGUACCUUAAAGGUACCAAAGGCCUUGGACUGUGGUAUCCAAAUGGCACAAACAUUUUUCUAAAUGGCUAUAGUGAUUCUGAUUUUUGA